CGACAAUAUACAGGACCAGUAGUCGGAGGAGUUGUGGGCAAUACUAAUCCCAGAUACUGUCUGUUUGGCGAUACCGUCAACAUUGCCUCCAGACUGGAGACAACGAGUCAGUCCUAUCGCAUACACAUUAGUAAAGCCACUGAAGAGAGGCUGAAGAGGAGCGGCCAAUAUAUCAUGGAAUACAGGGGAGAGAUAACCCUAAAAGGCCGUGGAAAGCAACCCACGUAUUAUCUCAUUGGGAAGCAUGGCUUUGAUAAGAUACUACCGGCGCCUAUGGAUAAAGAUAAUGGCGUUCGUGAGUGUGUAUGUGUGUCGCCUCACAAGUCUGUCUUCGCCUCGUCGUCGUCGCCGCGGUUACCGCUAUCCGAGCUGUCGGUGCGCUCAUCGCUGGUCGCCAUCUCAACGCCCGCAUCCCUGUCCUCAUCGAUCUCCGGACUCUCAUUCUGUGCCAUCCCUUUGCCAGUCAUGCGGACCAUCGACGCGAAGAGUCCGCUCUCAUUAGCCAAUAGUGUGUGCGGUUCGUCAAACUCGAUGACCCGCCCGGCGUCCAACACUAGCACCCGAUCCGAGUCCAUAAUGGUGUGCAGCCUAUGGGCGAUGGUUAGUACUGUGCAGUCGGCGAACUUGUCCCUGAUGGUCUGCUGGAUCAACGCGUCGGUCCUAUUGUUAGCCAAAAAGACUAUAUUAGGGCAAACAAAAAAGCAUGAAUGUAAGCACACGUACGUGGGGUCGACAUUGGCCGUGGCCUCGUCCAGCACCAGAAUCCUAUUCCCGGGCGAGGCAUAUGAGCUGUCUCUGGCCGACACUGAAAUUGCCGCCGCCUUCCGAUAUGUCUGCGUCCAGACCUCCGGCCAGGUCUAUGACGGCGUCCUUCAGGCGGACCUCUUCGAGCACUUCCCACAAGCGUUUGUCUGUGUGGCCGUUGAAGGGGUCGAUGUUUCGCCGGACGGGACCGGCGAACAGCACCGGGUCUUGCGGUAUAAU
Molecule: messenger RNA, 984 nt
Organism: Medioppia subpectinata
Lineage: Eukaryota; Metazoa; Arthropoda; Arachnida; Sarcoptiformes; Oppiidae
Source: the annotation of a GenBank genome assembly